AUGCAUCAGCAUCUGAUCCGUCAGUUCUAUACAAUUCGACAGACCACUUCGGUUGUAGAUUAUAUUGAGCGUUUUGAAUCAAUAAUGAAUCAUUUGGCCUCAUACUCUGACAACACUCACCCGUAUUUUUACUUGACUCGUUUUGUCGAGGGUCUUCGGGCGGACAUCCGUGCUGUGGUUCUGGUGCAGAGACCACCGGAUCUGGAUACGGCGUGUUCGCUUGCCUUGCUCCAGGAGGAAGUCGCGGGAUGCGCCUACUCGACAGCACCACCGAUGCCAUCACCACGUGCGGUGGACACGGGACCGCGACCAGGAGGAGCGCUUCCUCUACCACCUCCUCCACCGCGCCCGACGCCUGCUCCAGCAACAUCCGCUGUUGUCGAUCGUCGUGGACUCGACGGCGCCCGCACGGACAGCUCCAAGGUCAAGGCGCUAUGUGAGUUUCGACGUGCUCGAGGGCUCUGCUUCAAAUGCGGUGAGCGCUGGGGCCAUGAUCAUACAUGCCCCACCACCGUACAACUCCACGUGGUCGAGGAACUUCUAGAACUCUUCGGCAUCGAUCCUGUUCUUGAUCAUGAGCAAACGCAGCCGGUGGAGACUGCUAUGGCCAUUUCCAAGCAUGCCCUGACAGGUGACACAUCGCCAAAGGCAUUCCAAGUUCACGCAUGGCUCCAGGGGCACGAAAUACUCAUGCUGGUUGUCUCCGGCAGCUCCACAUCAUUUGUAGAUGCUCAAUUGGCUGCCAGAUUGGAAGGAGUGGUUCCAUUGGCUCGUGCAGGGCAUGUCAAAGUGGCAGGCGGAGGGGAACUUCAAUGCCGAGCUUCCAUUCCUCAGUGCAAGUGGUUUUCGCAAGGACAUGAGUUUGUGACUGAUAUGAAGGUUCUGGAAUUGGGUACUUAUGAUGCCAUCCUUGGAAUGGACUGGUUGGAGCAGAACAGCCUGAUGACGGUCGACUGGAAGGGCAAGCACAUUGCUAUUCCAUCACCUGGUGGGGUAGUGCAUAUCCACGGCCAUCCAUCAACUUCUUCAUGUCCGGUUAUCAACAGUAUGCAGCUAGGCAGCUUGUGUCGCCAAGGGGCUGUCUCACACAUGGUUCAGUUGUAUCAAGUCACCUUGGGGGACGGAGAAGCACAAGAGGCUACCCCCGAAUGCAUUCAGGCGAUACUGGAGCAAUACCCUGAUGUUUUUCAAGAACCAGAAGGGCUUCCCCCUCGGCGUAACUGUGACCAUCACAUACCACUGGUGCCGGGGGCACAGCCAGUGAACUUUCGUCCAUACCGGCACAAACCUGAGCAUAAGACAGAGAUUGAGGAACAAGUGGCAGAACUACUCAAACAGGGUGUCAUCAGACGCAGUGCUAGCCCGUUUGCAUCCCCGGUGAUUUUAGUAAAGAAGAAGGACGGCACAUGGCGCCUCUGCGUAGAUUAUCGCCAUCUCAAUGCUAUGACCACAGUGCCCAAAUUUCCAGUACCAAUAAUUGAGGAGCUGCUUGACGAACUACACGGAGCAGUCUGGUUCUCCAAACUUGAUCUUUGA
Messenger RNA from Triticum urartu, 1536 nucleotides. NCBI's taxonomy places the organism in Eukaryota, Viridiplantae, Streptophyta, Magnoliopsida, Poales, Poaceae. The record is from RefSeq and is a predicted model, not a curated record.